UGUUGUUUUUUUCUUCUCCCUCUAAUUUCCCACUUGUCUCUCAGAAAUGUGUGGACAGAAAUUCUCCAUGUUGACCAUAAUUUCAUGAUGGAGUUCAGGACUGAUUUGAAACAUGAAAGGCCGUGGUCAAAGGAGACACAGAGGCCUUUACCCCGCCAGACACAACACAAGUUCAAUAGAACAAUGAGUGAUGAGAGUCAAGACCCAUUCAGAAAUGUUCACAGAAGGCCAGGCCUGCAGAUAUGGACCAUCAACAACAUGCAGAUGGUGCCAGUUCCAGCCAAAGCCUUUGGUAACUUCUUCGAGGGCGACUGUUAUAUUGUUCUCUAUAUAAGUCAGAACAAAGGCAUAGGCCAGACUGCUGACAUCCACUACUGGAUUGGAAAAGCCUCCUCUCAGGAUGAGCAGGGAGCAGCAGCCAUCUUCGUCACCCAGCUGGAUGAGCACUUGGGUGGGAGUCCGGUCCAGCACAGGGAGGUGCAGGGCUGUGAGUCACCCCGGUUCAGGAGCUACUUCAGGAACGGCCUCAUUUACAAGAAAGGAGGGGUGGCAUCAGGUUUUAACCACGUCGACACAAACGCCUACAAUGUCCUGAGAUUGCUGCACGUCAAAGGGAGGAAGCAUGUCACGGCAUCAGAGGUGGAGGUGUCAUGGAACAGCUUCAACAAUGGAGACAUUUUUCUGCUGGAUAUGGGGAAAUCCAUUGUACAGUGGAACGGCCCCCAGAGCAACCGGAGAGAAAAGCUAAAGGCAGUCUUGUUGGCUCAGGACAUCCGGGACAGGGAGAGAGGAGGUCGGGCUCAGAUUGGAGUUGUAGAGGGUGGAAACGAGCAUGACUCCCCAGAGCUCAUGAAGGUCAUGACGGCGGUGCUAGGUCAAAGAAGUGGGCCACUGAGGGGCGCCAUUCCUGAUGACCAAACUGACAGUGUGCGAAACAACAUGAUCAGACUCUACCAUGUUUAUGAAAGUAGUGGGAAUCUCGUGGUUCAAGAAGUGGCCACACAGCCUCUAACACAAGACCUGCUGCGCUCCUCUGAUUGUUACAUUUUGGAUCAUAAAGGUUCCAGUGUGAUGGUUUGGAAAGGCAAACAUGCCUCCAAUGAGGAGCGACGAGAAGCUCUCAACAGGGCAGUGGGUUAUAUCAAAGCCAAGAACUACCCCUCCAGCACCAGUGUGGAGGUGAUGACAGAGGGCGGAGAGUCAGCCAUGUUCAAACACUUGUUCAAAUCCUGGACUGAUAGAGGCCAAACUCAGGGUCUUGGUACCACCUACAGCGUGGGAAAGAUAGCUAAAGUAGAUCGAGUGAAGUUUGAUGUGAUGCAGCUCCAUGCUCAGCCUGAACUGGCAGCAAGGCAUCGCAUGGUGGAUGACGCUUCUGGAGAUGUGAAGGUGUGGCGAAUAGAGGACCUGGAGCUGGCUGAAGUUCAUCCAAGCACAUAUGGACAGUUUUAUGGAGGAGACUGCUACUUGGUGCUGUACUCAUAUAAAAGAGCACACCAGCAGCAGUACAUACUCUACAUGUGGCAGGGUCGUCAUGCCACUCAAGAUGAGAUCACAGCUUGUGCCUACCAGGCUGUAAAUGUUGAUAACCAGUACAAUGGAGCCCCGGUCCAGGUCAGGGUGGUCAUGGGAAAGGAGCCACGACACUUCCUGGCUAUUUUCAAAGGCAAAUUCAUCAUCUUUGAGGGUGGUACAGGCCGACCUGGUGUGGUCAACCCUGACCGAGGUGCCAGAUUGUUCCAGGUGAGAGGGACCGAUGAGUUGAACACCAAGGCCACUGAAGUGCCGGCGAGGGCCUCCUCUCUCAACACCAAUGACGUUUUCCUGCUGAAGACUGACCACAUAUGCUACAUGUGGUAUGGAAAGGGCUGCAGCGGGGAUGAGAGGGAGAUGGGGAGAGCCAUCGCUCAUGUGCUGUCCAAGCAGGACAAACAGGUGGUGAUGGAGGGACAGGAGCCAGCUGCAUUCUGGGUAGCUCUGGGAGGAAAAGGCCCCUAUGCUAGUGACAAGAGACUGCAGAUGGAAGAGCCCAUACACAUGCCCAGACUGUUUGAAUGCUCCAAUCAGAGUGGCACGUUUAGGAUGACUGAAGUGGACGACUUCACCCAGACUGACCUGGAUGAGGAGGACGUCAUGCUACUGGACACCUGGGAGGAGAUUUUCUUGUGGGUUGGAGUAUCAGCCAAUCAGUGCGAGACCAAGGAGGCGUGGAACAGCGCUCACGAUUACCUGAGGACCCACCCGGCAGUCCGAGACCUUGACACACCAAUCAUCUUCAUCAAGCAGGGAUACGAACCGCUGACGUUCACUGGCUGGUUCAAUGCAUGGGACCCUCUGAAGUGGAGCGGAGGAAACUCCUAUGAUGAGAUGAAAAAAAAGCUGAGCAAUGCAGCAUCAAUCUCACAGAUAACUGUAGAUCUGAAGAACUUUGAUCUCAGUAAGAGUCCUGCUGGUAUGAGUGGGGGUUACAGGGCUCCUGGAGGCCCUGUGACCCCCCCUCCUGUAUACGGAUUUGGAGGCGAUCGAUCCCCCAGACCCUUGACUCCCUCCAGCCCAUCAUCUUUCCGACCCAGUGGCACGGUGUCGCCCUCUGUUGGAGGCUCAGGGAUGUAUUUUAAUCCAGAGCUCCUCAUCAACAAGUCUCCCAGUGAGCUGCCGCAGGGAGUGGACCCCAGCCAGAAAGAGGAUUUCCUAUCUGAUGAGGAUUUCCAGAACCUGCUCGGUACGACUCGCUCAGAUUUCCUCCGUCUGCCAAAGUGGAGGCAGACUGACUUGAAGAAAAAAGCCGGACUUUUCUGAGAAACUGCCACUCCCGGAUUACAUACUUGUUAGAGCUAAAAAAAUUCUCAGUCAUGAUAAAGCAAACUGAGACAACAUUAAACUGGAUAAUCUCAUCAGAAUAUACAUUUCUUUAACUAUUUCCUGACAUUUAAUACAUCAGCCAAGAUAAAGUGAUCAACCACGUUCUCU
Messenger RNA from Cheilinus undulatus (humphead wrasse), 2970 nucleotides. It is a transcript of the gene vill, whose product is annotated as villin-like. Gene Ontology annotation, cellular component: cytoplasm; actin cytoskeleton. The record is from RefSeq and is a predicted model, not a curated record. Lineage: Eukaryota; Metazoa; Chordata; Actinopteri; Labriformes; Labridae. Bases 85 to 2799 code for a protein of 904 amino acids. The transcript has 21 exons. Gene Ontology annotation, molecular function: actin filament binding; phosphatidylinositol-4,5-bisphosphate binding. Gene Ontology annotation, biological process: actin polymerization or depolymerization; actin filament severing; barbed-end actin filament capping.